CGGAGAAAUAAUUGAUUUUGCCUAAAUAUAACCCUUUGUUUUAGUAACUUAACAAAUAUUCAGUAAAGAUUAUAAUAAAAUAUUUGUAGGAUUAAGUAAUGGUUAGGUUUUACUCUACAAUUUUAAAGAUUUAAACAAAUAAUACUUUAUGCUUUAAAAUAGCAGUUAAAUAAUUAAUACAUCAGUUAUUUCUAUUAUUUUUGAUGAGUCUUAACAAAAUGAAAUACUUUAUUUUGCUUCAAGUGGUGGUAUGCUCUAAAUUAUAGACUUAUCAAAUAAAAAACCUACUUAAUAAAUAAAUCUUAUUUCUUUGGCAUACGUUUGGAACUUUUCUACAAAUUAACUAGAAUUAUACCUAGCAUUCACAAAAGAUUAAGGAAAUCAGAUAUAAAUAAUUUAAAACUACAUAAUAACUUUUUGUUCAUUUUAGUUAAAUAUUUACUCUCUUUCAGAUGAAAUAUCUUUGGUUACAUAUAUUAAAAGAAAAUUAUCAAAUGAUUAGAUUACAGAUUAUCAAAUAAUAAAUAAUAACAUUAUUUUAAUAUUUUUCAUUUAAAAAUAUGAGGUUUUUCUCUUAUAAAACUACUCUAGUAGUAUAAUAUUCUAAUAAUAAUUUGACUACCCUAGAUAUUUAGGUUCUAUUUAUAUUCCAGAAACUAACAUUUUAAAACUUUAUGGGUUACAUUAGCUUGGAGUGUUUGAAAAUAAUUUAAGUAUAUCUUUAUAUGAUAAUGAUGAGUAAUUUGAUUGUUCUACUAUCAUAAGUGAUAGCGAUAUUUCGCAAUUAAAUAGAAAAAUAUCUAACAUCUCUCCUAAAUAAAAUAUGAUUUACACAACAUUAGGAUCUUCUACUACUUAGAGUAGUGGAGGAGCUUUAUAUUUUGAAAAUAUAGGUUCUACUUAGCUAUAUUUUGAAGGAUAAACAAAAGUAAUAUAAAAUUAAGCUUUAAUUGGAGGCGGAUUGCGAAUAUUUUAGACUAACUCUGGCAAAAUUAUACUACCUUCAGGAUUUCCUUUUGAAAACAAUAUUAAGUAAAAUUAUGCAGAUAUAUUUGGAGAUAAUUGUGCUACUUAUCUUCAAAAAGCAAUAAUAUAAAAUUUUAACCCUUAAGACUCUUAGAAUAAUUACUUAUUUACAUUUCAUCUAGAUAAUAGCAACAUACCUAUAAGUUAUAAAAAAAAUUAUUUUUCUCAAAUUGAUAUAAAUUAAUUCCAAAGUGGUGGUUAACUUUCAUUAAAAAUAUUUUUGGUUGAUAAUUAUAACCGUUACUUAUCUUUUUCAUUACAAAAGCUAUUAAACGAUUAAUAUCCAGAAGAUAUUUCAAAUGAAUUAAAAAGUAUUUAAAUAACAAUAAAUAACUUAAAUACAAAAUAAACAUAACUUAUUGGAGAGAGAAUUUUGAAUUAUAAUCAAUAUGAUAGUGAUUCUUAAUCAUUUACGCUUACUGGAUUAGAAAUUUAAGGAGUUUUAUCAUCUUUAUAAUAUUUCUCAAUAGAGUCUAGUAUAUAAGCAAACUCUUAGAUUUAAUAGCCUAUACUUUUAUCAAUUUCUUUUAGAGAGUGUUAAUUAGGCGAAAUAAUUGAAGAAUAAAAUAACAAAAUUAUGAGUUGUAGAUUUUGUUAAGAAGGUAAAUAUUCACUUGUUGAUCCAAAUUUUUUGUUUAAAUAAUCACAAAUUGCCUAAUCUAAAAUAUAAAACUAAUGCAAUAACUGUCCAAAUUCGGCUAUAGAAUGCUAAGGCUCUUUUAUUUCACUGAAAAAUGGUUAUUGGAGGUAAAACAACUAAACUGAUGAGAUAGUUGAAUGUGAUCCUUAAAUAGGAUCUUGCUAGUCAGAAAAUCCUUCAUCUAUUAAUUAUUGCACAGAAGGUUAUAUAGGACCAAUAUGCUAAUAAUGUGAUAAUAUAGGGUAAGUUUGGAAAGGAAAAAGGUACUAACAAUCUAUGAAAAGUGGACAUUGCUAAGAAUGCUAUUAGGUAACAUCUUAUAACAUGAACAUAACUGCAUCAAAGUUAAACUUACUUUAAGGUAGUUAAUAAACGGAUGUUAAUGAAAAUGGAUAUUCAGAAAUUUUAAAAUCCGCAAAGAAGAGGGUACUUUCAUCUCCUCACAGUCCUAAUAACUAAAGCUCAUUUAGAAAGCAUACUUAGAGCAAUUUCAAAUUGCUAAGCUUUAAUUAUAAUACAGAAGAUUAUAAUACUAAUUUAAAGAAUGACUUUAUAAUAGAGGCAAAUAAAAAUCAGAUUUCUGAAGAAGUAGAAGCAAAAAAUUAAAAAAUUUAUAAUUUCUAUGCAAAAUCAUCAGCACUUAAUUCUAAAUAACUAAAUAUUUGA
This is a messenger RNA of Tetrahymena thermophila SB210, 2332 nucleotides long. RefSeq names its product transmembrane protein. Lineage: Eukaryota; Ciliophora; Oligohymenophorea; Hymenostomatida; Tetrahymenidae. Gene Ontology annotation, molecular function: protein binding. The transcript has 5 exons. The record is from RefSeq and is a predicted model, not a curated record.